This is a messenger RNA of Exophiala mesophila, 3270 nucleotides long. RefSeq lists its product as uncharacterized. Gene Ontology annotation, cellular component: RSF complex. Gene Ontology annotation, biological process: regulation of DNA-templated transcription. Bases 192 to 2834 code for a protein of 880 amino acids. The transcript has 5 exons. Lineage: Eukaryota; Fungi; Ascomycota; Eurotiomycetes; Chaetothyriales; Herpotrichiellaceae. The record is from RefSeq and is a predicted model, not a curated record.
GCCAAAAAGUCGCAUCGUUGCAACCCACCAUCCACCAUCCACAUUGUCGUCGAGAUCUACCAACCACCAGUAGCUGAAGGGUUCAAGAUCCAUCGCGCGUCGUUGGACCAACCCAUACCUUCGAGGGUGGUCAAAUCCUUCGUCCACGCCUGUCGAGGCACCUCCCCCCGUCUAUCCGCAUCCUCUUCAUCAUGCCUCGAAAACGCACCCACGAUGAGAUGGCGGCUGUAGAGCCUCAAGAAAACAAAGAGACGCCUUCUCUACUGAAAACAAUCCGAAAUAUGUGGGAGUUUGCCUCUACAAUGCAGUUCAUAUUCAUGUUUGGAAAAGCUCUAAAGAUAGACGAGGACUUUGAUAUUGAGGAUUUUGAGACGGAAUGUUUGAAGCCUGGCCACUCGGAGAAACUGGAAGAAAUAGGCCUGACCCUUCUGAAAUGGAUCUCAUCUCAUCGAGGUCUAAAUCAUGAUAUAUGGGACGAAUACACGCGACGACAAUACCGCUCCAAGGCUCCCGACCGAAAUCCCUACGGCGAAGACGAAGAACCUAAACGAUUUCGAGAUUUCGACAUCUUCACCCGCGUAAGAAUUCUACAUCAGUUGACAGUCUGGACAAUGUGGAACCCCGACCGCUUUCGAGAGAAGAUGGUGGACCAUCAACGUGAAGUGGACCAACUUGAAUGGCGUAUCGAGGAAUUUGGUUAUGACAAAGAUGACCGACAAUACUAUCUCCUUGACGACAACCGCUUUUAUCGACGAACCGAACCACCCAUUCCCUCUGCUCCAAAGGCCAAACCGAAAGCGAACUCAAAGAAGGCCAUUGCGGCGAGAAGAAGGGAAAGUAAACGCAGAAGGCUCCAGGCGGACACGCCUGACGUCGAUGAAGACGCUGAUACACCUGGCACCCCUGAUCAUGCGCCGAAACAGGAGGAAGACGUCGACCCUGCCAAGGUUGAUACUUUUGGAGGCUAUAAAUGGGAAUGCAUCGCCAUCUCCCUCAAAGACUACCAGGAUCUAUGUCUCUCUUUUGCAAAGAGUAAAGAUCCCAAUGAGAAGAUGCUGAAACAGCGCAUCGAGGACGAGGUAAUCCCAAUCAUCCAACAAGCCCAGGAGCGCCAGCAACGAAAGAUCGAACGGCGGGAGCGCGAAUUAUUGAUGAUGGAGCGAAUGGUUGGAGCGAAGCGGUCGGGCCGCCUGGCAGAUAAGCAAGAUCGCGAACGACGAGAAGCUGAACAAGCUGAGGCAGACCGAAAACGACAAGCAGAGCUUCUGGCUGCGCACCGAGAGCAGGAAAAGCAAGAAAAGAUGGAGCAAGAGAGACAGUACCGGAUGAUGACGCGCGAGCGGCGAAUCAAAGAAAGAGAGUAUAAAAGGAUUCUCAAGAGAGAGGAACUCGAGAAGGAUGCCGCAGAGCAGAGAAGAAUCGACACAGGGGAAAUCCGGGGCUCGGGCAGACAUCUCCAGGAUCGAAUCGAUCGGGCUAGAAGAGAGCUUGAAGCACUGUCAGCUGAAGAAGAGUGGACCUUUGAUUGUUCUGGCUGUGGCAAAUACGGCAGGAAUUAUGACGACGGUGCUCACAGUGUUGCCUGCGACAAAUGUAGCGUUUGGCAGCAUAGCAAAUGCUUGGGCAUCUCAAAAUCUGCCGCAGAGAAGGACGAUUUCCACUUUGUUUGCAAUGACUGUAAGCGAAAGGAGGAGGAAGCCAAAAGACCAAAGAUUUCUCUCAAAUUCAAAGUCGGAUCCUCUUCCUCGCCAGUUCAACCUAGCCCAGCACGUGACGCUUCGCAGACAUCACCCUCUGUACAGAAACUCGUCACAGUGGAAAUCCCAAGCCAGCAAGUCAAUGGCACUGGUCAAAGCCAUGUCAAUGGCGUCCAACAGCAAUCAUCAUCUCCGCCUCGACAUCAGCCAAGCUCGCCUUUUCAUCCACAAACCUCUCCAACGAUUGCUCAGGCGCAGUACCAACCUAUGCAGAUUCAGCAGCAACAUCAACAAGCACCGUCGCGUCCAGACGCUUUAAAUGGCCACACGGUCCCGAACUUCAAUCUUCACGGGAAUCCCGGACAAUCGACAGGGUUUCCUUCCAUACAACCUCGGCCAUCCAUAACCCAACCUGCACAUGGAAAUCCUCCAGUUGUGUCUCCAUCGUCUCAACAUCCUUACCAGCGACCUCCUACUCAAUCCACAACUUCAUCUAAUCCUCCCUCCCAGUCGUCCCCUCAAAGACCAGCUCAUCCAUCCGUCAAUGGCCAGACACCGUUGGCAGCCAUUACACCAAGGCUCCCAUCUCCUGUCCUUAACCGCCCAAGCAUGUCCCCAACGCAAGGAAACAUGGAUGUUGGCAGUAUUGCAGGGGUGCCUCAAAAGCAGUCGUCGCUCAAUGGGCACGACAACGUGAUGAAUGGUGCCGCAUCCAUGCAUGCCACGCCACGCUCGUUCAGUCAGAGUCGUUCUCCACCUUUACAUACCCCAGUACAACAUCACCAGCCACUGUCUGGCCUUUCACCAAAGAAACAGAUGACACCUAUUCCGGCACCUAUAUUGUCUGCGAACCUCACUGUGAAGAAGUCAGGCAGUAUGUCGCCUCCGCCUCACCUCUCGAGCCAGUUCCCACCACCGCAGGCAAGCAGGGAUCAGUCAGUGGCAACGGAACGACGAUCUGUCUCGGGAACACCGAUUGUUCCACCAAUUGAGAAUCUACGACCGAGCCCAGAGCAAAUGAGAAACAUGAGCAGCAAUAUCAAUGACCCCGUACCGACACCGAGCAAACAGCAGUAUGCGGGUCAGGGGUACGAACCUUCACAGGCGAUGACUAACAAUCCAGAAGAUCAAGCAUAAGGACUAGGUAUUGCCCAUAUCAACGGUAGCAGUCAUGCCUAGGCAGUGGGAUCAACCAGAAUACACUCGGUGACUCCUCUUUUGUAGAGGGCAGCUAUUAUUAGCUAAAAGGCCACACAUCAUCCAUGAACCCACAUGAUGCAUCCUUACCUCGCACCAUCUAUAGAUGACCGACUGUACAAACAGUAUUUCAUUUUUACGUUGUACAGAAGUUGAGGCAUACCUCACGACUUGGCGUUUUGACAUUGGCUCUUCUUGAUAUGACGCAUGGUCGGUUUUUGGUACUGGCUUUCAAGGAAGAAAGACCCAGGAAUGGAGAGCUGUAUGGACAUGAUAGAAGCAUUGGCUAGGAUUGUAUAGAUUACCUAGUCUGAAUUCUCCUUUGUGGCGAAUCAACUUAUUUCUCGUACUGAAAUUGUUUUGAUUUCAAUCUGCC